Molecule: messenger RNA, 2185 nt
Organism: Anopheles coluzzii
Lineage: Eukaryota; Metazoa; Arthropoda; Insecta; Diptera; Culicidae
Product: cytochrome b5-related protein-like
Exons: 5
Coding region: 677-2062 (461 amino acids)
Biological process (GO): lipid metabolic process
Cellular component (GO): mitochondrion
Source: RefSeq, a predicted model, not a curated record
UCGAUGGUUCUAAUUAAAGUGAGCAUAGCAUUUAACCCAAACAAGUCAGACUACAUCGAAGGUUUAUAGAGUGAGCAUAGUUUGGGCAUACAGCAUGGCCAGAAUAAUCUGUCUGAAGGGCAAACAAAGCAGUGACUAAGGGCGGUGCUCAACCGGUUUGUGCGCGGCUGUUAUUACAAAUAUCCGGUUUAGAUUCGAAGAUCACUCCGAUGGGCCGCUGUGCAGAAACAGAACCAAUAAAAAUUCUUUCAUUUAAGCUGUUUUGAGCUUCAAACCUGAAUUCCACGUGCGAAUUAGGUGGCGGGAACCAAUUUGCAAUUCAAAUGUAUCUAGAAUCUUAGCCCAGCACUACCGUAGGGUUGACGUUUCCCUUGACCAGUGGAUUAGUACGAAACAGGAAACCAUUGUUUUGGUCGCGUAAAAAUGUUUCGCUUCUCAGUUUCAGUGCUGGUGCCGGUGCUGAACAUCAUCCCGCCUCAACCUGUACAAAGCAUUCGAUUGUUGCACCUUGUAAUGGUUUGAAGCUUUUUUUUCUGGCAGGAGCACUAGUGGUGGAUUUUUGUCAACCGAGAUCUCGACAGAGAUACCACUUUGAAGUGACAGUUGCGUGAUUUGUUCGAACGCUUCGUUUACUACUUUCGUGAUUAACAGGUAGACAGCCUAUGAACGCAACGUCAUGGCCGAAAGUUUUGAAGGAAAGUCAUCCCAUAUAUCAGCGAACCAAGCGGCCGUGCCAUCGUACGCGACGGACAUAACGCAUCGUUAUCCGACGUUUCGUGACGAACCGUUCAAGACCGUGCACAAUUGGCUGGACGGCAAGAGGUACGACGAUGGUGCCGAGGGCCUGUGGCGAAUAAAUGACGAUCUGUACGAUCUUGAAGAUUUUGCCCAUACGUACCCAGGAGGCACUGAGUGGAUCCAACUAACCAAGGGUACGGAUAUUACAGAGGCGUUCGAAACGCAUCACAUCAGUCGCCGGGCAGAGCUAAUGCUACCGAAGUUCUACGUCCGGCGGGCCACACAACCACGCAACUGUAGGCUAACGUUUCACGAGCAUGGAUUCUAUCGAACCCUCAAGCAGCGUAUCAGGGAACAGUUGGGCCGCGUGAAUCCCGCGCCAAAGGAACGCUCGCGCCAGAUAGUGGAUGGACUGAUAGUGUGCGUGAUGCUGACCGCCUACCUAGCCGUCAGGCUAGAAAGUUUCGCCAUUGGAAUAGUUUGUGCCAUCUGCGUAAACGCAACCGUAAUUGCGGCGCACAAUUUUCUACACCAGCGAGAUAACUGGCGCAUGUACGCGUUUAACAUUGCGUUUCUUAGCUAUCGGGAGUGGCGUGUAUCGCACGCCAUUUCUCACCACCUGUUCCCGAAUUCAGUGCUCGAUAUGGAAAUUUCGUCGUUCGAGCCCUUCCUGUGCUAUCUACCGUGGGCGGAUCUUAAGAACAGCUUCCAGCGGUACGGUUCCUGGUUCUAUGGGCCGUUUAUAUACGGCUCGAUCUUUCUGAGCGAGUACCUCAAGCGGUUGAUGGAUAGCUUCAGCCAAGGGAAGAACCGGUUUCAUCUGGACGAUCUAAUUCCUUUCCUGCUGCCCGCCUUUAUGUACGCUACCAAUCCGGAACGCAUCGGUGUAAUUUUCCAACUGUGGCUGUUUGUGGUGUUGAUGGCCAGCUUCUUCUUUGGGCUUAUUGGACUGAGCGCUGGCCAUCAUCAUCCGAAAGCACUGCAUUCCGGUGAUUUAUUUCCUAAUGACAUGGAUUUUGGACUUUACCAGAUGGCCACAAUUGUAGAGCGAAGAGGUGUGGAGGGAUCGUUGUUGAAAGUGUUAACCACCUUCGGUGAUCACUAUUUGCAUCAUCUCUUUCCGACACUCGAUCAUGCGAUCUUGCCACAGCUGAAUGAUGUGUUUCUGGCUACGUGUGAAGAGUUUGGUGCGGGCAAACGGCUCAGUUCGUGGUUUUCGCAGUAUAUUGCACAAAAUUUACAACUAGCUCGUGUGCAGCCCAAACAAUAUCAGCCAGAAAUGAUGGCUAAUAGGGGAAAGACUAAACAUGAUCAGCGUGCAUAGUAUAUAGUGCUGAACCCAGCGAUCGUAAAGCGUUACUGUACUACUGUGCAUUGAAACAGCUUUUGAAUGAACAGCAAAGUUGUUUUUAAAAGAGACAGCAAACAAUGCAGAGAGGAAUAAGAA